AUGUCGAAAACUACGACGGCCUUCCUGAUUGGGUCUUUCAUAUUACUCAACCUAUCACAAACUUCGGCUGAAUGUGCGCCAGGCUCAAGCUCAAGCUCAAGCUCUCACCACCACCGUCCGCACCGGGGUGGGAAGCCUUCCUACCUUCGACAGCAGGUAGAAAAUGGGGACUACGGCUCUGGAUCGUAUAAUCCCAACACCAAUCUUCUCGGCAUAGAUCUGCCGAUCCAACUCGGCCUUGGAAGGCAACCCACCUCCCAGGGAAAGAAAUAUAAUCUAACCCUGAACUCUGGCGGGAACAAAUUUUUUGAUGACUGGACCUUUUUCUCCGAUUCGGAUCCUACUCAUGGCUUGGUAGCUUACCAACCUGUCGACGAGGCUUGGAAAAACGGCCUCGUUUCCGUGGGUCCAAGCUCACAUGAUAAAAGUUUGAUUACCGCAAAGAUGAAAGUGGACAACACAAACUGGCUUGGAGAUGGCGAGCCGCGUAAAUCAAUUCGACUUGCCUCCAAGAAGAGCUUCAAAUAUGGGCUUCUUGUUUUGGACGCUAUCAAGAUGCCCUUUGGCUGUUCUACCUGGCCUGCUUUCUGGACCGUUGGUAACAAUUGGCCUCAUGAUGGAGAGAUUGACAUUGUCGAAGGUGUCAACAUGUUAAAUACAAACCAAAUGACCCUGCACACAGGACCGGGAUGCACCCUUCAAAAUCCAAUGCAGCAGUCGGCCGUUGGUACUGUUCUCAAUGCAGACUGCGACGUAUAUGCAUCCUCCAACCUUGGAUGUGGAGUUCACGACCGUUCGAAUGCCUCAUAUGGCCAGCCAUUUAACCAGGCAGGUGGUGGGGUAUUCGCAAUGGAAUGGUCUCCUAACGGGGUCUCCAUCUGGCGUUUCAGCCGUGGUGAAGUACCUCGAGAUCUUCAGGCAGGCCAUACUCCUCAGCCUUCCACCUGGCCCAUCCGUCCAGUCGCGCAUUGGGCCAGCAACGGAUGUAACAACAUGAACGAAGAAUUCUCCGAACACCGGAUUAUUUUUGAUAUCACGCUUUGCGGAGACUGGGCUGGUUCUGCUGGUGUAUUUAAUGCAAAUAAUGCCUGCUCUGGAUCAUGCACUGAUUUAGUUAAAGAUCCGACUAAUUACAAGGACGCUAAUUGGGAAAUCGCCUCGGUGAAGCUUUACCAGUGA
This is a messenger RNA of Puccinia triticina, 1179 nucleotides long. RefSeq lists its product as uncharacterized. The transcript is spliced from 7 exons. The record is from RefSeq and is a predicted model, not a curated record. NCBI's taxonomy places the organism in Eukaryota, Fungi, Basidiomycota, Pucciniomycetes, Pucciniales, Pucciniaceae. Gene Ontology annotation, molecular function: hydrolase activity, hydrolyzing O-glycosyl compounds. Gene Ontology annotation, biological process: glucan catabolic process. Bases 1 to 1179 code for a protein of 392 amino acids.